Molecule: messenger RNA, 1477 nt
Organism: Caretta caretta (loggerhead turtle)
Lineage: Eukaryota; Metazoa; Chordata; Testudines; Cheloniidae
Source: RefSeq, a predicted model, not a curated record
CGGAGUAGGACUCCCUGGAGCACUUCUCCAGCCUGGGCUAUGCAACUGGCCAGACGGGCGGGGCACGAUGGGCCCUGCUGGCUGUACCAGCUGGGAUCCUACCGCAAGGCUGUAAACAGUCCACAGACAUUUUGCAAGGGAGGGGCCCCUCGAUUUUGCAUAAACAUGACAGCACCCACAGUCCACAGAGAGCAACGCCCGCCUCCUGCAAGUCCAAGCCCUUGGCUCGUUUCAGCGCCUCUCUCCACAGAAUGACCAUUUCGUAUCUGAAAGGAAAGGUGCUGGAUUUCAGCUGAGAAACGCAGGGGUCCCCAGCUGGGAAGGGGCCCGAGCGGUGGAGCUGGGAGCUCUGCCCCGGGGCGGGGACAUGCUGCCUGCAGGCCAGCUUGCAGCUCAGCUCUCUCCCACCUGGCUACAGGCACAUUCCUUUGUCUCCCAGCCGUCCCUAAUUGUUCCGAGCUCGCUGCACAAAUCAAUGUGUCCCUCACGCGCCGGAGAAUGUUUGGACAGUUUCCUUCAUUCCUAAAAGGGCCGGAAACAGACUCUGCAGCAGGAUCCCAGACGCAAAGGGUCCUGCCUGAAGGCAGAGACAGUUCCCAGGACUGCAAACCUGUGUGGUUUAUUUACCCGUUUCAUUUUACAGGUGACCCACUGACGAUAUACACCCUGCCCUCCUCCUCGGCUGUGCUGGGCUCUGCAGCGUUGCUGAAAUGCCGGUUCAACAUCGGGGGGCCGAUCAAUCUAACCGCGCUGCAGGUGCACUGGUAUUUCUCGGAUCGCAGCGUGGCGCAGUACGACCGGGGCAAGGAAACAUUUGCACCAGGGGUGAGCAUCUCCAAGCAGGAGUUACUGAUCGGGAACGCCUCCCUGGGGAUGGAGAACGUUCAAGUGUCGGACGAGGGGCCGUACAAAUGUGUGGUCGGGUACGGUGCGGAGCGGCAGCAGAGCGAGACGACUCUCCGUGUGUUCGCUGCACCCAGACUCUCCGUCCCCCGGCGAGCGGCCGGGAGAGACACAGCCAGCGCCUUCCCCUGCCACGUGCGGGGAUUCUACCCCGCGGACGUCACCGUCGCCUGGCUGAGAGACGGGCGGGUUCUGACCGACGUCACCCCGUCUGCCCCCCAGAGGAACCCGGACGGGACCUUCAACCUCACCCUGACCUACACCUUCACCCCACCGCGAGCGACUCCGGCAGCCUCUUCUCCUGCCGCGUCAGCCACGCGGCUCUGGCUCAGCCCCUGCGGGAGGGGUUCCCCCUGGCGGUCACAGUCCCAAGGGCAGGAGCGGAUCACACCAGCGCCGCGAUCGGGGCGACCCUGGGGAUCCUGGUCGCAGGGGGAGCUGCGGCUGCGUUAGCCGUUUACUGCCGGAGGAAGAGGCGGGAAGGUCCUUACAGUGCAGGGGAGACGCCCCCCCGAGGACCCAGCUGGGAGCAGAGACAAGACGCGCGGCGAGGACACGGUGCUGAUGGCGAAUG